Messenger RNA from Lethenteron reissneri (Far Eastern brook lamprey), 2287 nucleotides. RefSeq names its product 4-hydroxy-2-oxoglutarate aldolase 1 (gene HOGA1). NCBI's taxonomy places the organism in Eukaryota, Metazoa, Chordata, Hyperoartia, Petromyzontiformes, Petromyzontidae. The record is from RefSeq and is a predicted model, not a curated record. Gene Ontology annotation, molecular function: 4-hydroxy-tetrahydrodipicolinate synthase activity.
GGGGACUCGGCCGCUCUUUGUCUGAGUACUCAGCGCUCGUGAUACCGACUACCGCUACUUACUCUCAGAGUACUUGUGUGCCCUCGCCCUCUCAUAGCAUCAUACCGCAGCACACGCCGGGCAGCCUCUGGUGUGCGCGGCUUUAUAGCAGUGAAGCCUACAGCCGCUUCCAAAGGACGACCACUGCGGAGUGCUGUGACGUCCACAUUGUGCGCAGACGCACCGUAACGCGUUUGAGCGCAUGUGUCUUAAGAACUUUAACACGUUGCCUUGCUUGGCAGAGUAGUGCUGUUGUUUUGUUUCUAAGCUUCUGGCUGAGUCAACAUAAUCGCUGUGGUCAAUGUUUGACAUCUCGGCUUAAGCGCGGCCACUCACGAGCAGCCAGCCGGGGGCGAGUGGGGGCUCUCUGCUGCACACUCCACAUUCCUCGGCCCAGCGCCAAGCAUCGUUCGCAGUCACGGGGUUUGAAAUCAUCUCGGGGUAAAGUUAGUUGGACGUUUAAAUAUCCCGUGCUUUAGACUACGGGAAAUAUCGGCGUAAAAAUCCCGGGGUGUUAAGUCUCUUCGGGUUAAAGUCCAGUCACACGAACAAUUCGGGAGCAGUCGAUUUAUCGUUUAGCGGCAGCGACCGCAGUGCCAAUGUCUUGGAGGGACCUCGCCAUGCGGGCCUCCUGGGUCGUGGGCCAGGCUGGCCGGGCCCAUGGGGCCCGUGCGGUCCAUGGAGCGGCGGCUGUGCGUGCGGCCCACGGGAGGGCGCAUGGAGGGAGUACCCUCGAUCUCAGCGGCGUCUUCCCCCCGAUCACAGCCGCCUUCGACUCCCAGGCGAAGCUGGACCUCGGCCGCCUCGGCGAGAAUCUGGACAAGUGGCUGCAGAAGCCCUUCCGAGGGUUGGUGGUUCACGGCUCUAACGGUGAGCCGGUGUUGCUGCGUCACGAGGAGCGGACGCGCGUGCUCGCCACGGUGCGCGCGCGCGUGCCCAGGGACCGCCUCAUCCUCGCGGGCUCUGGAUGCGAGGGCACGUACGAGACGCUGGAGCUGACCCGCCGCAUGGCGGACGCGGGCGCAGAUGCGGUGCUUGUGGUCACUCCCUGCUUCUACCGUGGACGCAUGACAGGCCCCGCGCUCGUCCACCACUACACCCAGGUGGCUGACGGCUCCCCGGUGCCCGUGGUGCUCUACAGCGUCCCGGGAAACACGGGCCUUGACCUGCCCCUCGACAGCAUCGUGGCGCUGUCGCAGCACCCCAACGUCAUCGGUGUCAAGGACAGCGGCGGCGACGUCACCAAGAUGGCGCAGAUUGUGCACCUGACGCGUGGGCAAGACUUCCAGGUGCUGGCCGGGUCUGCGAGCUUUCUCUACCCAGCCAUCGCCAGCGGGGCGGUGGGCGGGGUGUGCGCGCUGGCGAACGUGCUGGGCACUGAGGUGUGCGAGCUGGCGCACCUCUCCAGGGAGGGUCGACACGAGGAGGCGCGGGAGCUGCAGCUGCGUCUCAUUCGGCCCAACGCCGAGGUGACCAAGCGCUUUGGUGUGGCCGGCCUGAAGCGCUCUUUGGAGUGGUUUGGCUUCUACGGGGGCCCCUGUCGCUCGCCGCUCCAGCCGCUGGAGCCGCACGAGGAGGCAGCCCUGAGGGCUGACUUUGAGGCUGACGGGUGGCUGUAGCUCCUGGCCCCCAGGGCAGCUCGGAGGGCUUAAGUUGGAUCCUUGUUUGGCCUGGCUCUUAAUCGCGAUGACGGCUAAAGCUGACUUUGUAAACCAACUAAGUCAUUGAACUCGGCUGGAGUCUCAGCGGUAGGGCUUGCGCCUCCUCUGUCUGAAGUUUGACUACGGUUUAAAGCAGUCUUUCUCAUUUCCAUACCUUACAGCAGUACCGUGGCACCCCAAGCAAUGGAAUUGAGAAAGACUGCUUUAAAGCAUGGCAUCUCUGUGAUUAUAAACCAAUCAGGUUGCAUGCGGUGCCAAGUGACUUAAAUUUGACUAUGAAUAGAAAAUAUUGGUUUUCAAGAGAGGCAGACCCCAAGGGGGUUACAGGGACUGGGAUGGAGGCUCAGUGUCAUUUGGGUUAUGAAGUGGCUUGGCCUUCUGGGCGAAUAAGAACCGGGACGACAAUCUGACGGGGUCUCCGCUGCCGUAACCACCAGCACUGCAAUAUGUAGCCACUGCCACGUGCUCUUUUGCAACAUUUACCUGCCAAUAUUAUCGUCUUCAUUAUAAUGCAGUAUUCAAGCCAAUGCGUGAAUCAUAAAAUGUUAAGCUCACGAGAGAAUAUAUAAUUAAAGUUGAUCAAGAAU